This is a messenger RNA of Fulvia fulva, 1158 nucleotides long. RefSeq lists its product as uncharacterized. NCBI's taxonomy places the organism in Eukaryota, Fungi, Ascomycota, Dothideomycetes, Mycosphaerellales, Mycosphaerellaceae. The transcript has 3 exons. Bases 1 to 1158 code for a protein of 385 amino acids. The record is from RefSeq and is a predicted model, not a curated record.
AUGAAGGAAUUUCGCUUCUUCAACGCAGUCUACGACGAGAAAGCAUGCCGCAUCUCUACGCGGAUGGUACAGUCUCAACUGUCACAGAGCCCGGGCUUCAUCUUUGUCAACGUCAGCAACACGAGAGAUGAGAAGAAACGCAAGCAUAUGCAGAAAGUUGUCCGCUCCGCAGCUACCGCUUACAGCCAUCGAGUGCAACCAAGAGGCGCCUCGAAGUCAGAGGUCACUCUCAAACUGCUUCGAACUGAUUCUCGCAACGUAGUACCGGAACAGCUCAUAUCUAAGAGAUCCGACGACACUCACAAUGGCCGCUCCAGCAAUGCUGUCAAGCAGAAAACAACCGCAAAUGUGGCCAAUAUCUCUCGCAAGCGCGAUGUAUUGAUACCCAAGCACCGCCGCUCAGAUAUCCGUCUUGCACAAAAGGAGAGAUCGUUGUCACCUGGGCCCGUGAACCUUUGGGUUCCAGACCCGUCGUUUCUAGAUGCGAGCAUGAAAGAUCCAUUCAACUCAUAUCCCGUGCACUAUCGAAGGUGGUACGGCCAGUUGAUUAACUUCUGGUAUCAUGUCACCUUCGCCCGCAGCAUACGCGUACUGAAAGCCACCAAGGAAGAAAUCCACGCAUACUCCAUCUGGUCUCGUCGCCAGGAACUGCAGGAACCUGCGCUAUUCUACACCGCGCUAUACCUAGCCAGCGGCAUUCCCGUCGCGGAGGGCCUCUUCCCCGUCCAAGCAGCCCUGUGGCUGCGCCUGAAGACCGUCGAAGCCAUGAAAGAAGCCCUCGACGACCCACGACGCGCAACAAGCACACCCGUCAUCCUCGCAGUAGGUCGAAUCGCCCUUCACGAGCACAUCUACGGCAGCCGAGAGCUGGCCCAUAACGUCCACAGACCCGCGCAACGGAGAAUGAUUAACAUGCGCGGCGGCCUGGCGAAGAUGGGUCUCCCAGCUACGACGAUUCAGCUUAUCGUGUGGACGGAUUCGUUGCUGAGUGCUGAGGCAGGUACUGAGCCUUAUUUCGCGGACGUGCCUAGGCAGAUUGCUAUCAAGUCGUACUCGCCGCAGGAGGCGAUGCGGGUCACGAAUCAUUGCUCUCCACAACGGAAUCAUCAUCCUGGUUAUGAUGGUCCGAUUGUUGCGGAGAUUCCGGAGGAUGAGUGA